AUGGGCCUCUUUAGUUUCAUCUCUUUUUCCCAUGUACUUUCCAACGAUGACUGCUACGUGGCUAUCUGUGCCCCAUUACACUAUACCAUGAUCAUGACCCAAAAUGUCUGUGCCCAUCUAGUAGCAGUGUGCUGGUUUGGGGCCUGUACUGAUGCCCUGAUUCACACUGUCUCCCUGACCCAAUUGUCACUCUGUGGCCACAAUGAAAUCCCUCAUUUCUUCUGUGAUCUCAGUGUGGUGAUAAGGUUGGCCUGCUCAGAUACUUUCCUUAAUGACAUGAUGGUCUACACAGUAGGAGGACUGACAGCCAUCAUGUUCUUCAUUGGCAUCCUCAUCUCCUACAUACGCAUUUUCACUGCCGUCCUGAAGAUCCCAUCGGCUCAUGGGAAACAGAAAGCUUUCAACACGUGUGGCUCCCACCUUACUGUAGUCUGUCUCUUCUAUGUAACAAUCAUUGGAGUAUAUUUCAACCCUACAUCCACCCAUACAGCCCAAAAGGACACAGCUUCAGCUGUGAUGUACACUGUGGUCACAUCCAUGCUGAAUCCUUUCAUCUAUAGCCUAAGAAACAAAGAUGUGAAGGAGCCCUGAGAAUGCUCAUCACCAGGAAGUCAGGCCUCUGUCUAUGACUGUAGACAUCCUCCUGGGCCUGAGUGCCUGUGUCUCCAAGAAUAAUCCAAUGAUUUAAUAAAUUUUCA
Molecule: messenger RNA, 698 nt
Organism: Phascolarctos cinereus (koala)
Lineage: Eukaryota; Metazoa; Chordata; Mammalia; Diprotodontia; Phascolarctidae
Product: olfactory receptor 1G1-like
Biological process (GO): G protein-coupled receptor signaling pathway
Cellular component (GO): membrane
Molecular function (GO): olfactory receptor activity
Source: RefSeq, a predicted model, not a curated record